Messenger RNA from Thalassophryne amazonica, 2376 nucleotides. It is a transcript of the gene kifc1, whose product is annotated as kinesin family member C1. The transcript has 17 exons. Gene Ontology annotation, biological process: microtubule-based movement. The record is from RefSeq and is a predicted model, not a curated record. Bases 116 to 2002 code for a protein of 628 amino acids. Gene Ontology annotation, molecular function: microtubule binding; microtubule motor activity; ATP binding. Lineage: Eukaryota; Metazoa; Chordata; Actinopteri; Batrachoidiformes; Batrachoididae.
UCGCAGCUGCUCCUGCGAAGCGCCGACCAAAACAGUUGGAUUUAAAAUUCUAACGGCAGAUGAAUGUGAGUGCAUAGAGACCUUAGACGACUAGACUGGAAUUCAUGAAAACAUCAUGUCUCGUUUACCAGUCAUGUCCACUAAGAGGGUCUUCACAAGCAGCAGCAGCUCAGAGAACACUCAAGACUCCCAGCCUGCUCAGAAGAAGGCACGGAAUGAGACGGAGCCCGUCAAACCACAGGCCGUGGCUACAAUUAACAUUGGCAGGCGUCCUCCCGUCGCAGCAACAAGGCCACUGACUGCUAAACUGGUCCGAGUUGGAGGAGCGGCUACAGUGGCUGUUGGUCCUUCCAGAGGGGUCCCAAAACAGUUUGUAGCUGCGGUUGCACCAAAAGGAGGAGCCAUGAAGCAAACCAAUCCCUCAGCUGUCACUAAAACAGCAGGUGGCCGGCGAGCUCCGUGGGACCUGAGAGGCAAAGUAAGCGACAUGGAGGACAAGAUCCACAACUACCAGGCCAAAGUCAAAUCGACCAACAAGGAGAACGAGGUGCUCAGAGGCUCAGUAGCCCAAAGUCAGCAGAAAGUAGCCGAAAUGGAGAAGCAGAUUCAGAGGCAGCGGAUCCAGAUCAGUGAGUAUGAAGCGGAGCUACAGACUCUCACAGGGGUCCAGGACGAGUUCGAGAGAGUUAGUAGUGAUAAUGCUGCUCUCCAAAAGGAGCUGGUUAACCUGGAACAAAAGUAUAAAGUCAUGGAAACUCUGCGGGACAGCCAGGAGACGGAGCUCCAAGCUCUCAAGGCGAAGCUUUCUGUUCAAGAGUCGACUCUGACCAGGGUGCAGACCGCCCUCAGUGAUUCAGAGGCAGAGGUGAACUCGCUCAAAGAGACGGUAGCCCAGCAGAGGAAUGAGCUACACAUAGGUGAGAUGGAGCGCCGACGUCUCCACAAUACCAUCCAGGAGCUCAAGGGCAAUAUCAGGGUGUUCUGUAGAGUGCGCCCGCUCCUAGGUGUAGGUCUCAGCAAGCACAUCGAGCUUCCUGCAGGGGACAACACGACCAUAACUCUGGCCAAAACGGAGGAAUCUCAUACAGGCAGAACAGGAGACACGCACAAGAACUACAAUUUCAGUUUUGAUCGUGUGUUUGGUCCCAGCGUGUCUCAGCAGGAGGUUUUUGAAGAAAUCGCCUUAUUGGUGCAGUCGGCAUUGGAUGGCUACAACGUCUGCUGCUUUGCUUACGGGCAGACGGGCAGUGGAAAGACAUACACCAUGGAGGGCGAAGAGCACCACGAGGCCAGAGGCGUUAUUCCCCGUGCGGUGCAGCAGAUUUUCAAGGCGACUGAAAAGUUAGCAGAACACGGCUGGGAGUACACCUUUACAGCUAGUUUUGUGGAAAUUUACAAUGAGACCCUGCGAGACCUGUUGUACACCGGGAAGUCCACCAAGAGACCUGAUCUGGAAAUCCGCAAGAUGGCCAACAACGAAGUGACGAUCACCAACCUCACAUACAAGAAGGGUUUAUCAGAGGAUCAGGUUCUGGGUUUGAUCGCCUUGGCCAAUCAGAAUCGCUUCACAGCGCAGACCAACGUUAACGAGCACUCAUCCCGCUCCCACUCAGUGUUCCAGCUGGACAUUGAGGGAGUGAAUUCUGCCAGGGACGUCAAGUGCAAGUCCACUUUGUGCCUCGUGGAUCUGGCGGGCAGUGAGCGGCUGGUGAAGAGUCAGUCUCAGGGAGAGCGCUUCAAGGAGAUGACAUCCAUCAACAGCUCGCUGUCCAACCUCGGCAUCGUCAUCACCGCGCUGGCCAACAAGGAGAACUAUAUUCCCUACCGGAACUCCAAGCUGACUUACUUCCUACAGGGAUGUUUGGGCGGAAACAGUAAGACCCUGAUGUUUGUCAACAUCGCCCCCGAGGCAGACAGCUUUGGCGAGACACUCAACUCUUUGAGAUUUGCCAGCAAGGUGAACCAGUGUGUCAUUGGAACGGCGACGGCCAACACCAAGUAGCUAUUUCAGAACACAAGGAACUCCCCGGGACCACAGUUUUGACUUUUUAAACUUUGUGUAUUAUGUGUAUGUGGGCGCUGUAUUUUUAGAAGGACUGCAUUUCUAUUGCAGUAUUUGAAUUUUUGUGUUUAUAUAAUUUUUUUUAUAGUAUGCAUCACAUUUGGGGACGUCCACAUCAUGGAAGAUUCUUCUCCAGAAACUCUACACAUAUAGAGUGCCACUGUAGUUCUGAACAGUUGUGGCUCUCUGUGGGGGCCCAAAUAUAUGACAGGUUUUAUACUGUAAAUACUUAUCACUUCAUAAUAAAGAAUAAUCUGUUACCACUUUGCAGUUUCUACCUGUCAACCAUAUCCCAAACUUGACUUAUUAAAAAA